Molecule: messenger RNA, 2371 nt
Organism: Saccoglossus kowalevskii
Lineage: Eukaryota; Metazoa; Hemichordata; Enteropneusta; Harrimaniidae
Biological process (GO): positive regulation of epidermal growth factor receptor signaling pathway; signal transduction; positive regulation of fibroblast growth factor receptor signaling pathway
Molecular function (GO): protein binding
Source: RefSeq, a predicted model, not a curated record
GUGGGUUCUGUGUUAGUGGCGUGUUUACGUUUCACUUCCCGAUAGCUGUUGGUUUGUGACAUGCCUUCCCGUACGCGGCUUGUCCAAUUACGGUUUUAACUUGAAUCGGAUUUUUAAUAGCAGUUUCUACAGAUUGAAUAUUCCAAUUUUGUUCACCGGGACGAUGUUGAAACACUGUACCACGUACCGAGACGUCAAGAAAUCCAAGUCACUGCCUUCCCUCGCCCAGGCGGACGACUCGGUAUGGGAAAAUAACGAUAACUGCGGCUCCAUCCGGGUACAUGCCAGUAUACUGCGGAAAGAAUGGGAGUACAAGACAUUCGUUGUUACCACGGAAACCACCAGCAAAGACCUGAUUAAAAUGGUGUUAUACAAAUAUAGAUUGGAAACCCACGACCCGAAUCUUUAUUACCUGACCAUGGAAACGGGAAUCUCAAAACCAGAUCCAAAUGUUUCGACGGCCAUAUUACUGGAAGACGACACAAAGCCAUUGCUCCUGCAAAUGUGUCAACCAUCAGAAACGACAAGAUUUUCUUUGAAGAUCAAGAGAGGAGCAAUUAUCAAAGUGUACGGCGAGAUAUUGGACCCGGAGAUGCCGUACAAGACAAUGCAUGUGUGUGAAAGCACACACAGCAAAGAAAUAGUACGACUCUCUCUGCUCAAGUAUAAAUGCAAAGAACAGGCCACUGAUUUUCAACUCUGUGAAUAUUCAGUUGAAACCGGCUUUACGUCCAUGCCUCUAAGAGCCGAGUACCUGCCGUUGAGUUGUUCAAAGAAGACGCCUGGACCUAAAACAUUCAAGUUACGUCGCCGAGACAAGUCGUCGAAGUGUCUAGAGGACGAGGAAAACUAUGAAAGACGGGAAGAUAAAAUACACAUUGCCAUGGUAAAGAUGCAGAAAGAACAAUACAUUAAACGAUGGGUCAAUACAUCCCAACCUGUCAAUGCCCACUACACCCCAUAUACUUCUACAGAAGGUACUAAUGGUCACUUAAGAAAAUGUCACCAAUACGUCAAAAAGGGUGAUCCCAUAGCUCCGAAGAAGACUGCCAUGCAAAUAGAGAAACAAGAAUGUAUGAAAAACAGUAAGUCUUUCUCGCAUUUGGAUCAAAACAAGGCACCUCCGGUAACCAGAAAUGACCAUUACGCUACAAGUUACUCUAAAACAAACUUUUCCACAGUGUAUCACCCACAUCCAGAAAAUGCCCGGACAAGACAACCUAUACAUAAUUAUUUAUCCGCAGCAUCUUCUGUGGAAGAUGACAAGAGACAGCAUUAUACAGUGGACAGGACACAAUCACUGUCAUUGGGAGCUAUUGAAAGAGUGCCAUCAGUAACAUCUUCCGUAGAAUCUGACAUGAGACAUUAUACAGUGGACAGAACAAACUCACUGCCUUCAAACUCCAUUGAAGGAGCUGUACCAGGAUGUCAAGAUCAUUAUGUACAAAAUGCACUCACUAAGACAAAUAUGCAUGUGGAAAUAAGGCGGAAUAAGAACCACAUUUCUGAAGCUAAUGUACACAGAAAACAUAUACCAAACGAAAAAGUCCGUCCUAGAUCAUGCUACACAGACUUUUCACAGAAAAUGCAUAACAUAAAUACAGAUCCAAGGACAGGAUUGAGGUGUUCUGAUGGCGUCCAGCCAAGAGAGUCUCAUAUUGUAAAUUCAACACAGGUGGCCACAAUCGCACGGCAAAACUCAACAGGGAUGCCUCAAUCUGGUUUUCGGCCACGGUGUUCGACAAUGCCUGUCAAAACAUUCGAAUCUGGGAACCAGCAUCAGGAUAUUAAAUAUGCCAAUGAACAAGUAGUUGACAUUUGUGAGGGACCUCGUAAGCCAAUCAAAAUCUCCAGACAACCUGUCCUUCAAAAACGUCCAAUUCCGAUGGUGCGACCAUUUGAGAAAUCAACAAUCAAGAAGUGUCAAUCUCUGCCUCAUUUUGAUACUUAUCAUUCAUCUUUGAAACCAAUCCUAGAAACUCUACAUGGAUACACCAUUCUCAAUGUUGUUGUCUUGAGACGACACCUGAAUGGUGCACACAGAGGCUGGGGAAUUCGCCUGACUGUGUCUUCUGUAACAUCUUCUCAAAGGCCAACUAGAAGGUCAGUUUAUCAGUCAUCAACUACAUCUGAGUCAUCGAUGGAGACUGAAUCAGAUACAGACACUGAAGAUGCUGGAGGUUUUGUAUGCGUCGCUGAACUUGGAAGGAACCUUAUUGGCAGGCAGAGUGAUUUACAGAUUGGAGAUCUAAUUUUACAGGUGAGGUUAUUCAUACCUGACUUUAGAUCAUACCUGAAAUUUAUGCAAUUUCGGUGCUGUACUGAUAUUCAAAAGACGCUUUAUUCUGCACGCACCAGAGUGACUUCAUAA